Ruditapes philippinarum (Manila clam) is the source of this 2998-nucleotide messenger RNA. RefSeq lists its product as uncharacterized. The transcript has 2 exons. NCBI's taxonomy places the organism in Eukaryota, Metazoa, Mollusca, Bivalvia, Venerida, Veneridae. The record is from RefSeq and is a predicted model, not a curated record. Bases 530 to 1741 code for a protein of 403 amino acids.
UUCAUUUACAGCUCGUCUUUAAAUGAAUGCAGUUAUCUGGUCCCCAUUAAAGGGAGAGAACUCGUCCGGUCUUGUUGCUUCAACCACGUGUUGUGCGUGACGUCAUAAUUAAAUCUGAUGUCAUCGAGACCUUGCGCGUUUUCAAUCCUUUUCCUCGAGGAAUUCAAGCAGGAAGGUCGACAUUUUGCUUUUUCUUACAAAUUAAUUUAAAAUUGAUUUAAGAUUUAUUUAUUGAAUAAGAUUUCGUUCUACUUUUAAUGGUAGAUUUAAUUAAUAUUGAAUAUCUACUAAUUUCAUAAAUUAUAUCUUGAUCUUGUUGUGUACUGUAAAUAACAAUAAUUAUUGAUACUUGAUCAGCAGGAAUGCUAGAUAUAGAAGUACAUGUUACAGUAGGUUUAGUCUGGAGGCUCUCUAUCUAUUAACGGAGAUAAAAUAUAUUCGACAUUGCAUUUUCUUUUAGCCGCUAUAUCUAUAUUGACUGAUAGUUAAUAAUCUACUUAUUAAAUCUAAUUUUUUAUUUCUUGAGAAAAUGCCUCGGCCUAAGAGGAACUGUAAAUCUACAUGGAAGACGCGAGGGCAGACUAGGUCAGCCACAAGAUCUAGAGGGAGACGGUCCCAUCAGAUUGAAGUCUCCAUGCAACCCAUUGUAGAGCAGCCGGCUGUAGUUCAGUCUAAUGCAACAACAACAAAUUAUGCAGCAGUAACUCAGGACCAAGGUCAAAUCAAUCAGUACUAUCACACUAAUCAGAACGAUUAUGUGAAUACGUCAUCUGUACAGAACCAAUGUCAUUACUCGUCACAUACCCAUGCCCCAGGGGUGUUGGGACAACAGUCGCUCUAUCAUUCAAAUUCAGUGAAUACGUCAUCUGUACAGAAUCAAGGUCAUUACUCGCAGCUGGCUAAUUGUGUAGUACCAGCCUCAGUUGUACCAGUAACACAUACCCAUGUCCCAGGGAUGUUGGGACAACAGUCGCUCUAUCCUUCAAAUUCAAUGCAAGUGCCAUAUACACAGCAUUGUCAGGGAGCUGUUCCUUCAACGGCCUCGGUAUCGGAAGGAUUUGCUUCAACUUCACAAGGCUUGCAGAUGUCUCCUGCUGGAGGAAUGUUCGAGUCACCUGUGGUUGGGCAGCCCCCGAUGGUACAUGAAACAUCAGGUCCUCCCGAGGUAUGGGUUAUAGGGUCUUCGAUUAUCCGAGAUGCCUACUAUUAUUCCAUCGAAAACAAGGGUCACAACCUUGGAUUGGAUCUCAAAAUAGUUUGGGAUUUUAGGUCAGGUAUGAAGGUUCAACAUCUGGCAAACACCAUACAGCACUUAGCACUGAAAUAUAUGAAAUACCCUGAUAUGCUUAUCAUUCACUGUGGUGGGAAUGAUAUUGGACAGACACCCUUAAAUGAGGCUGAGCUUUUAGCAAUACGCACAUUGAAUGAUGUACACCAGUUAGGUAUUCAAAAUGGGUUUUAUAUAAAGAUUGUCUGGUCGCAAAUUCUUCCACGUAUGUUUUACCGUGGUGAACGUAGCCACUUUAAGUUGAACAAGGCACGAAGGCGCUUUAAUACAACACUUCAAUCAUUUUGUAAAACAAUUGGCGGUGCCUAUAUUCGACAUCAAGACAUAGUGGAAGCCCAGCCUCUUUUUCGGGAUUUGGUUCAUUUGUCAGAAUUUGGUAAUGAAAUAUUCACCAAUGAUUUAAAAGAGGGUAUUGUCGCUAUUUUGCGACAUAACAGAGAUUGCUACCCUUAAGAAUAAAAAUAAUUGAUAUCAUGAAUUAUUAACAAGUCAGUAAACUCUGGUAGGAGAUUAGUGGUGACCGAAUUCCGGCACCAUUUAUUAAUAAUAAUUCUUUGUUUAUGUUGUGAUAGACGCCGCUAUGAUAAUAAUGGUCGAGAUGAUGCAAAUAUGAAUAAUAAAAAUAAUAAUAAAUGAAUUCAUAUGACAGAAAACUAGAAUAUAAUCAAUUUAACAUGCAGACGACCUUCUUGCUUGGAAUCUUUAAUGUAACUCAAAAAUAGACAGAUACAAAUUUAAAGAAUAAGCAAUUGUCAUUUAUGAAGCUCAAAUUAAGAACUUGAUAUAUAGAAUAUGCGUACUAUCGGUGGCAUAAAACCUGACAUUAGCUCUUCGUCUCAUUCGUAGACUCCGCAUGAUACUUUCAACAUAGUAUAUUAAGUAUAUAGCAUAUAGUUUUGCAUUUAACUUAUUAUCGGCGACCGAGUUCCGGCAAUUAAUCCACGAUAUUAAUAUUUCAUUAAUAUAACUUCAAAACUUUACCGAAUUCCGGUAAUAUCUCCGAUGUCCGGAGAAAGAUACAAAUUUGUAUAUGCAGUAUAAAUACAAUUUUAUCAGUUGGCGAUUUACGUCGUUAGAAAUUCUGGCGUCCGAAGAGACAAUUGAAUGUCCAAAUAUUCCGGCGCUGUUGAUCGAAGUCCGAUCUAGUUACCGAUAUCCGGAACAAGUUGAAAUGAAUAUAUAUAUAUCUAUACAGAUUGUUUAUGGGAUGUGCCAUUGAUCGCAAUACUGCGGGCCUCCCUACAAUUAUCGGCGUCCGAAUUCCGGGGCCACCUCCGAUAUCCGGAGUACACACAAGUUUUUCCAAAACAAAAAAUUGGGGGGUCCUUACGUUUCUGUAGGGGGCCUUUAUGUACAUUUUUGGCAUUUUUGUCGUUGAUAAGACGCUACUCCUUGGCAGGGCUUGGUCCUACGACGCAGUCUUGUCCCGGCGCUUUGGCAUUCUAGCGCACUUAUCAAGUACCAUAUUCAUGUGUUUAAAGAAGCAUUCGGCAUUGUUCUUGAUUGGUAUUUAUAUUACAAACCUUUCUUUUGGCAUAUUGGAAAUCUCAAUCAAAGUUAUAUUGAACAUAUUUUGUAUAAUAUAUAUUAUUGCAUGUGCAAUGCGUUUUUGUUACAAGUCAGUCAUGGCCAAGCAACUGCCAUCCUUUUAUAAAUAGAUAAUAUUGCUUUUAAGGUUAUAUGUUCUGAAUAGAAUACCAUAUAUAAAUA